AUGAAACAUGCUUUCCUUCUAAUUUUAUUUUUCCUUUUGUUCUUCAUAGCACAACAUGAUAUUACAUCAUGCUUCCAAUUAAAAACUACACCUUCUUUUCUUAAUAACCAAAAAUUUACGUCAUACGCACAAAAGGGCAGCAAUAAAAGGACAAUCCUUAGAUUAGAAAAAUCGUUUUCUGCCCAUGGAAAAUCCUUAAAAAGGUCAAACGUCGAUGAAAGCGACGUGUAUGAGAAUGUAGAAAAGUUUGUUACAAAUAGUCCCUUCUCUAGCAGAAGUGAAAAUGAUAGUGCCAAUACGAAGAACCUAGCUAGAUUCACUUCUAGUUUUGCGUCAAGUCCAGAUGUGUGGAAUGAAGUUGUGAUAGACGAUAUGAACAGCAAAGAUGUUACAGGCUUAACAAGAUUUUUGUAUGCAAAAUAUAGAAGAGCAUUUGCGUCCAUUGAUGAAAAGAGGAAUAAUGCAGACAGCACCUUUAACACUGAAAAAAUAAAAUCGUUGUUUCUUUCCGUUCGAUCCGCUGCAAUUGAUAACAUGAAUACAGAUGAAUUUUUUAAGCAUUUAGAAAGUUAUUCUCUUUUACUAAAAUGUUGCAAAGAUAAUUAUGUCUCUUUUAGUUUUAUUAAAAAUGAAAUCGGAAAUAUAAUGAACACAAUCAUAAAGCACUCCCAGAAUUAUCUACAUGACAAGGACAUAUGUGGCAGGAUGAAAAAUGAGUUUGUAAAUAUGCACGAUCUCAUAAAAGAUAUAAAAAAGAAUGAUGCUAUAAGAAUGAAUAUUAAAAGUUUCUUUUCUGUGUUAAGCACCAACAUGGUCUUAAAUAACAAUUAUGUAUUUCAUUUCCUAACAGAAAUAUUCUCAGCGUUGAAUUUGCUGAUGCGAGAUAACCCAGAUUUAAUUCAUCAUUAUGAGUACAUAAUAAAUCCCCAUUUCUUCUUUAUAAGUAUUUUUUCCCUGUAUUCUUAUAAUUUAAGCAAAGCUCGUUUUUACUACGUAAUGCUAUUAAUUCAUAAUCAAAUAAAUUUGGAGAAUGUAAAGGAAAAUGUUGCGAAAUAUGAUGAUACUUUAAAUUAUAGUGAGUACAAGAACCAUAUACUUAACACCAUUUUUGAGAAAGAAACAAAGGAAUGUGAAUAUAUUAAAGGGGUUAUUGCAAAUAGCAAAAAAGGUGGUAGCACUAUUGUUAAAAGGGAAAACGAGAUGCAUAAUGAAAGCUUAAAUAAGGACCCAAGGGAUGAGAAGGAAGGAAAAGACGCUAUAUUAAAUGAUGAAGACGAGUCGUUAGUCAAGGGGUGCAAAUAUGUACUAUUUAAAGAACUAUAUGACAAUGUCUUCAUAAAACUUUUAUUAUUUUAUGUUUUCUUUUUUUUCAGUGAUCACUAUUUUUGCACUAUUAUUUUAUUAAAUUUUAAGAAUUCUAUAAAGGACCGAAAGAAGGACGGUCGUUUGUUGGAAAUCGUUAAUUAUUUAUUUUCUUUGUUACUAGAUAGUUUAUACCCAGUACGAGAUUAUUCUAAUAUAGUCUUGCUUUUAAGUUUAUAUAAAAACAAUUUUAACGCACUUGAUGAUAAAAGUUUAAGUGCUGUGAAGAAAAUUUUUAAUGCAGUUGUAGAUGACAAUAUGCGGGAAGAAACUUCUGACGACAUGUUUAAAUUACUUUCAGAUAUUAGCGAAUCGAUUAAAAGUGUGGAGAAUGAAAAAAAUCGCAUGAAUAAAAAUAUUACAAGCAAUUCUAAUGAGAGCAAAAAUAUCGGGGAGGAGUUAUGCACGAAUAGCAUAACUUUGAAGGAGGGCGGGAGUAAGGAAGAAAUUUCCAAAUACAACGACGAUGGGGUCACUGAACAAAAUAAGGAAUCAGAGGCUCAGAACGUAGAAAAUAAAGACGCAACUGCAAACGAUUCGAAUAGCAUGAAAGACAAGUUUAACAAAUAUCUGCUGCGUCUGCUGAAAAACAAAGAGUAUGACAAAAUUGAACGGUUAGAAAAAAGAGAUAAUUUAUAUGUAAAUAACAAAACAUAUAGUUUGUUUAUUCAGUCCUUUUUGAGGAACCAUAAAUAUGAUCGAGUGUACAAAGUUUACAAAAAGAUGAAAUUGAAGAAGAAUAUUCCUAUAAAAUAUUUAAAUGCAAAAAAUUUGAUACACAGUUUUAAGAAUUGUGAUAUAGACAAAGGGCAGGUGCUGAAUGAAUUACAACUAAUCAGUAAAUCUUACUUAAAUUUAUAUUUUUCUAAAGACUGCUAUUUCGUACUGACGAAAACGAUGCUGUACAAGCAUAUGUGCGAUUACUUAAAAAAAAAAUGUGACAUGAAAUUAAUGAUCGAUAUUUUUAACUUUAAUGAACUUUUAAAAUAUUUCAUAAGAUUUAAAAGCUUCAUUAAUAUAAAAAAGUUAUAUUUCCUUCUACUCAAGUAUUCGUACAUUAAAACGUACAAAACUUACGUGAUAUUGAUAAGAUUUUUCAACAACCUGAAUUAUGAAUCUGAGAGGGGAAUCGCGCAGGAAGAGGCAAGGCCGGUGAGCGAGGGCGAAGCGGAGGGAUCGUCAUUAGAAUGUGUAAAGGAAGACGAGGGCGAAGCGGAGGGAUCGUCAUUAGAAUGUGUAAAGGAAGACGAGGGCGAAGCGGAGGGAUCGUCAUUAGAAUGUGUAAAGGAAGACGAGGGCGAAGCGGAGGGAUCGUCAUUAGAAUGUGUAAAGGAAGACGAGGGCGAAGCGGAGGGAUCGUCAUUAGAAUGUGUAAAGGAAGACGAGGGCGAAGCGGAGGGAUCGUCAUUAGAAUGUGUAAAGGAAGACGAGGGCGAAGCGGAGGGAUCGUCAUUAGAAUGUGUAAAGGAAGACGAGGGCGAAGCGGAGGGAUCGUCAUUAGAAUGUGUAAAGGAAGACGAGGGCGAAGCGGAGGGAUCGUCAUUAGAAUGUGUAAAGGAAGACGAGGGCGAAGCGGAGGGAUCGUCAUUAGAAUGUGUAAAGGAAGACGAGGGCGAAGCGGAGGGAUCGUCAUUAGAAUGUGUAAAGGAAGACGAGGGCGAAGCGGAGGGAUCGUCAUUAGAAUGUGUAAAGGAAGACGAGGGCGAAGCGGAGGGAUCGUCAUUAGAAUGUGUAAAGGAAGACGAGGGCGAAGCGGAGGGAUCGUCAUUAGAAUGUGUAAAGGAAGACGAGGGCGAAGCGGAGGGAUCGUCAUUAGAAUGUGUAAAGGAAGACGAGGGCGAAGCGGAGGGAUCGUCAUUAGAAUGUGUAAAGGAAGACGAGGGCGAAGCGGAGGGAUCGUCAUUAGAAUGUGUAAAGGAAGACGAGGGCGAAGCGGAGGGAUCGUCAUUAGAAUGUGUAAAGGAAGACGAGGGCGAAGCGGAGGGAUCGUCAUUAGAAUGUGUAAAGGAAGACGAGGGCGAAGCGGAGGGAUCGUCAUUAGAAUGUGUAAAGGAAGACGAGGGCGAAGCGGAGGGAUCGUCAUUAGAAUGUGUAAAGGAAGACGAGGGCGAAGCGGAGGGAUCGUCAUUAGAAUGUGUAAAGGAAGACGAGGGCGAAGCGGAGGGAUCGUCAUUAGAAUGUGUAAAGGAAGACGAGGGCGAAGCGGAGGGAUCGUCAUUAGAAUGUGUAAAGGAAGACGAGGGCGAAGCGGAGGGAUCGUCAUUAGAAUGUGUAAAGGAAGACGAGGGCGAAGCGGAGGGAUCGUCAUUAGAAUGUGUAAAGGAAGACGAGGGCGAAGCGGAGGGAUCGUCAUUAGAAUGUGUAAAGGAAGACGAGGGCGAAGCGGAGGGAUCGUCAUUAGAAUGUGUAAAGGAAGACGAGGGCGAAGCGGAGGGAUCGUCAUUAGAAUGUGUAAAGGAAGACGAGGGCGAAGCGGAGGGAUCGUCAUUAGAAUGUGUAAAGGAAGACGAGGGCGAAGCGGAGGGAUCGUCAUUAGAAUGUGUAAAGGAAGACGAGGGCGAAGCGGAGGGAUCGUCAUUAGAAUGUGUAAAGGAAGACGAGGGCGAAGCGGAGGGAUCGUCAUUAGAAUGUGUAAAGGAAGACGAGGGCGAAGCGGAGGGAUCGUCAUUAGAAUGUGUAAAGGAAGACGAGGGCGAAGCGGAGGGAUCGUCAUUAGAAUGUGUAAAGGAAGACGAGGGCGAAGCGGAGGGAUCGUCAUUAGAAUGUGUAAAGGAAGACGAGGGCGAAGCGGAGGGAUCGUCAUUAGAAUGUGUAAAGGAAGACGAGGGCGAAGCGGAGGGAUCGUCAUUAGAAUGUGUAAAGGAAGACGAGGGCGAAGCGGAGGGAUCGUCAUUAGAAUGUGUAAAGGAAGACGAGGGCGAAGCGGAGGGAUCGUCAUUAGAAUGUGUAAAGGAAGACGAGGGCGAAGCGGAGGGAUCGUCAUUAGAAUGUGUAAAGGAAGACGAGGGCGAAGCGGAGGGAUCGUCAUUAGAAUGUGUAAAGGAAGACGAGGGCGAAGCGGAGGGAUCGUCAUUAGAAUGUGUAAAGGAAGACGAGGGCGAAGCGGAGGGAUCGUCAUUAGAAUGUGUAAAGGAAGACGAGGGCGAAGCGGAGGGAUCGUCAUUAGAAUGUGUAAAGGAAGACGAGGGCGAAGCGGAGGGAUCGUCAUUAGAAUGUGUAAAGGAAGACGAGGGCGAAGCGGAGGGAUCGUCAUUAGAAUGUGUAAAGGAAGACGAGGGCGAAGCGGAGGGAUCGUCAUUAGAAUGUGUAAAGGAAGACGAGGGCGAAGCGGAGGGAUCGUCAUUAGAAUGUGUAAAGGAAGACGAGGGCGAAGCGGAGGGAUCGUCAUUAGAAUGUGUAAAGGAAGACGAGGGCGAAGCGGAGGGAUCGUCAUUAGAAUGUGUAAAGGAAGACGAGGGCGAAGCGGAGGGAUCGUCAUUAGAAUGUGUAAAGGAAGACGAGGGCGAAGCGGAGGGAUCGUCAUUAGAAUGUGUAAAGGAAGACGAGGGCGAAGCGGAGGGAUCGUCAUUAGAAUGUGUAAAGGAAGACGAGGGCGAAGCGGAGGGAUCGUCAUUAGAAUGUGUAAAGGAAGACGAGGGCGAAGCGGAGGGAUCGUCAUUAGAAUGUGUAAAGGAAGACGAGGGCGAAGCGGAGGGAUCGUCAUUAGAAUGUGUAAAGGAAGACGAGGGCGAAGCGGAGGGAUCGUCAUUAGAAUGUGUAAAGGAAGACGAGGGCGAAGCGGAGGGAUCGUCAUUAGAAUGUGUAAAGGAAGACGAGGGCGAAGCGGAGGGAUCGUCAUUAGAAUGUGUAAAGGAAGACGAGGGCGAAGCGGAGGGAUCGUCAUUAGAAUGUGUAAAGGAAGACGAGGGCGAAGCGGAGGGAUCGUCAUUAGAAUGUGUAAAGGAAGACGAGGGCGAAGCGGAGGGAUCGUCAUUAGAAUGUGUAAAGGAAGACGAGGGCGAAGCGGAGGGAUCGUCAUUAGAAUGUGUAAAGGAAGACGAGGGCGAAGCGGAGGGAUCGUCAUUAGAAUGUGUAAAGGAAGACGAGGGCGAAGCGGAGGGAUCGUCAUUAGAAUGUGUAAAGGAAGACGAGGGCGAAGCGGAGGGAUCGUCAUUAGAAUGUGUAAAGGAAGACGAGGGCGAAGCGGAGGGAUCGUCAUUAGAAUGUGUAAAGGAAGACGAGGGCGAAGCGGAGGGAUCGUCAUUAGAAUGUGUAAAGGAAGACGAGGGCGAAGCGGAGGGAUCGUCAUUAGAAUGUGUAAAGGAAGACGAGGGCGAAGCGGAGGGAUCGUCAUUAGAAUGUGUAAAGGAAGACGAGGGCGAAGCGGAGGGAUCGUCAUUAGAAUGUGUAAAGGAAGACGAGGGCGAAGCGGAGGGAUCGUCAUUAGAAUGUGUAAAGGAAGACGAGGGCGAAGCGGAGGGAUCGUCAUUAGAAUGUGUAAAGGAAGACGAGGGCGAAGCGGAGGGAUCGUCAUUAGAAUGUGUAAAGGAAGACGAGGGCGAAGCGGAGGGAUCGUCAUUAGAAUGUGUAAAGGAAGACGAGGGCGAAGCGGAGGGAUCGUCAUUAGAAUGUGUAAAGGAAGACGAGGGCGAAGCGGAGGGAUCGUCAUUAGAAUGUGUAAAGGAAGACGAGGGCGAAGCGGAGGGAUCGUCAUUAGAAUGUGUAAAGGAAGACGAGGGCGAAGCGGAGGGAUCGUCAUUAGAAUGUGUAAAGGAAGACGAGGGCGAAGCGGAGGGAUCGUCAUUAGAAUGUGUAAAGGAAGACGAGGGCGAAGCGGAGGGAUCGUCAUUAGAAUGUGUAAAGGAAGACGAGGGCGAAGCGGAGGGAUCGUCAUUAGAAUGUGUAAAGGAAGACGAGGGCGAAGCGGAGGGAUCGUCAUUAGAAUGUGUAAAGGAAGACGAGGGCGAAGCGGAGGGAUCGUCAUUAGAAUGUGUAAAGGAAGACGAGGGCGAAGCGGAGGGAUCGUCAUUAGAAUGUGUAAAGGAAGACGAGGGCGAAGCGGAGGGAUCGUCAUUAGAAUGUGUAAAGGAAGACGAGGGCGAAGCGGAGGGAUCGUCAUUAGAAUGUGUAAAGGAAGACGAGGGCGAAGCGGAGGGAUCGUCAUUAGAAUGUGUAAAGGAAGACGAGGGCGAAGCGGAGGGAUCGUCAUUAGAAUGUGUAAAGGAAGACGAGGGCGAAGCGGAGGGAUCGUCAUUAGAAUGUGUAAAGGAAGACGAGGGCGAAGCGGAGGGAUCGUCAUUAGAAUGUGUAAAGGAAGACGAGGGCGAAGCGGAGGGAUCGUCAUUAGAAUGUGUAAAGGAAGACGAGGGCGAAGCGGAGGGAUCGUCAUUAGAAUGUGUAAAGGAAGACGAGGGCGAAGCGGAGGGAUCGUCAUUAGAAUGUGUAAAGGAAGACGAGGGCGAAGCGGAGGGAUCGUCAUUAGAAUGUGUAAAGGAAGACGAGGGCGAAGCGGAGGGAUCGUCAUUAGAAUGUGUAAAGGAAGACGAGGGCGAAGCGGAGGGAUCGUCAUUAGAAUGUGUAAAGGAAGACGAGGGCGAAGCGGAGGGAUCGUCAUUAGAAUGUGUAAAGGAAGACGAGGGCGAAGCGGAGGGAUCGUCAUUAGAAUGUGUAAAGGAAGACGAGGGCGAAGCGGAGGGAUCGUCAUUAGAAUGUGUAAAGGAAGACGAGGGCGAAGCGGAGGGAUCGUCAUUAGAAUGUGUAAAGGAAGACGAGGGCGAAGCGGAGGGAUCGUCAUUAGAAUGUGUAAAGGAAGACGAGGGCGAAGCGGAGGGAUCGUCAUUAGAAUGUGUAAAGGAAGACGAGGGCGAAGCGGAGGGAUCGUCAUUAGAAUGUGUAAAGGAAGACGAGGGCGAAGCGGAGGGAUCGUCAUUAGAAUGUGUAAAGGAAGACGAGGGCGAAGCGGAGGGAUCGUCAUUAGAAUGUGUAAAGGAAGACGAGGGCGAAGCGGAGGGAUCGUCAUUAGAAUGUGUAAAGGAAGACGAGGGCGAAGCGGAGGGAUCGUCAUUAGAAUGUGUAAAGGAAGACGAGGGCGAAGCGGAGGGAUCGUCAUUAGAAUGUGUAAAGGAAGACGAGGGCGAAGCGGAGGGAUCGUCAUUAGAAUGUGUAAAGGAAGACGAGGGCGAAGCGGAGGGAUCGUCAUUAGAAUGUGUAAAGGAAGACGAGGGCGAAGCGGAGGGAUCGUCAUUAGAAUGUGUAAAGGAAGACGAGGGCGAAGCGGAGGGAUCGUCAUUAGAAUGUGUAAAGGAAGACGAGGGCGAAGCGGAGGGAUCGUCAUUAGAAUGUGUAAAGGAAGACGAGGGCGAAGCGGAGGGAUCGUCAUUAGAAUGUGUAAAGGAAGACGAGGGCGAAGCGGAGGGAUCGUCAUUAGAAUGUGUAAAGGAAGACGAGGGCGAAGCGGAGGGAUCGUCAUUAGAAUGUGUAAAGGAAGACGAGAGCGCAGCGGAGGGAUCCUCACCUGUAUGUGUAAAGGAAGACGCACGGGAAGCAGAGGACUUCAAAUGCCCUUUUGAGAAAAACAUCGAAAUUUACAACGAUAUAGUAAAUCUAAGAAAGAACAAGCUGUCUUAUUACAUUUUCCAAGGGAUCAAUUCGGAUGAGGAUUUUAAUUUAUAUAAUAAAGUUUACGAAAUUGCGAAGAAAGAUAAAUAUGACAUGAGUUUGUUUAUCUUAAGCAAUUUUAUCAUAGAGUAUAUUUUUAUGGAAUAUGGUUCGGACGACAUAGUAGAAAGUGAAUUGACCAACGUGAAUAACAUACUGAACAUAUUUUUCGAGGCCAUAAACUUGUUUUUCUACAAAGAGAACUACAGAAUAACUGUAAAUAUAUUUUUCUUUCUUCUACUAUUUUUAAAUUAUUAUGUGACAAGAUACAUAAAAAAGGAUUUAAAAUAUUCUAUUUUUUUGAAAGAAAACAUCUUAAACUUUUUUUUGUCCAACAAUUAUGAAGUAAUUAAAGUAAAUAGCGAUGAUGUCUAUUCUUAUGUGCCACACUUUAUAUUACGUACUGUAUCCGUGUCUGUAAAUCAUUUGAAGAAUGCUCACAAUUUGAAAGAAACCAUUUCAGCCGGACGGUAUUUCGAUUCAAAUGAUUUUAAUAAAAAUGUGAUUCUUCCCCCGGCAGUGAACUGCAAAAAUAUAAUGUCCAUAUUUCUACUUUUGAGGAACAAUUUAAUUAUGUGUGACAAAACGAUGGAGAAGGAUCUGUAUGAUAGGCAAAAAAGCAACAACAAUAAAGUUAUGCAAAAUGUGAGUGUUCAUGCAAAAGGAAGAAACUACUUAUAUAGAGAUGUAAUUGAAAAAAAUUACAGUGAACAGAACGAGAGUACUGAACAGAGCGUUCCACCUUCUACCACAUAUAGUAACAUUGCUAAUGUAUUUGUGAAGCUAAAAUAUACAAUUGGUUCAGACAACAUCACCGAAGAUUCCUUGAAAGGUUUUUUAUUCAACAAACUGAGAAUUGACGUAAAUAAGAAGAACGCAGAUGGGUUAAUCAGCACUCUGAGGGAUAUAUUUUUCACCUACAACAAUAUAAUAUAUUUAAAUUCGAGAGACUUUCUUAACAUUUAUGAAAAGCUCAGUUGGCUUUACGACAGCGCGUUAGCAUCCCUAACCAUUAUAUUUUUCCUCGAAGAUAGGAGAAACGUUAAAGAGGGUACUGCUGCUACGGUGAAAGCCGCAACCGUCACAGCCACUACCGCCACAGCUCCUACUGCUACGGAUAUGAGUGCAUUACCAGGCGGCCCCCCCGUGGGUGACGGCACAAAAGAAGUGAACUUUGACGAAUACAUUACUAUGUUGAGGGCCAUGGACAAGGCAUACUUUAAAGAUAUCCUAAAUGGUCCUACUGUAUGCAAACUUUUAAAGAAAUACGAAAAUUUUAUCCAUAUGUGCCUCUAUUUUGAUUUAAAUAAAAAGAGAGUGGACAACGUUAUAACUCUGUUGGACGUGUCCAGGAAGUGUGACAUUCUCGUGAGCACAGAAACGCUGAUAGACGUUUUUUCCCUGUACCUGGAGAGAAAAAUGAACGAUUUAAUAUUCAAAGAGUUCGAAUCAUUUUCCCGAUCUGAGGGGACAGCAAAUUUCGAACUGUAUUACACUGUCGUGAAGGCAGCGUUUUUCGAAGAAAACGCUAAAGUAGCCCUAAACGUCUUGAACGAUGUGCUAAAAUCAUUUGACAUAAAACGAGUUCCCUUAAACUUCUUUGAAGGCAUUUUAUUAAUUUUGAAAAAAAAAGGGAAAUACAAAGAUUUAUAUCAGUCCAUUGACAGGCUACACAGGGAGCUGAUCAAUUUUGAAAAGAAUAACCAAUUUGGUGAUUUAGAAAAAUUGGCAGCUGAUGUGAGAAGCGAUUUGCACAAGUGUAAAGCAGAAAGGCAGUUUUAA
Molecule: messenger RNA, 9780 nt
Organism: Plasmodium inui San Antonio 1
Lineage: Eukaryota; Apicomplexa; Aconoidasida; Haemosporida; Plasmodiidae
Exons: 4
Coding region: 1-9780 (3259 amino acids)
Source: RefSeq, a predicted model, not a curated record